AUGGCUCCGGGUGGCCGUGCUGGAUUUCGCGGAGGCUCCAGCCGAGGAGGACCCAGUCGCGGAGGAACCAGAGGAAGGGGGUCGUCUCGAGGGAGAGGGAGAGGACGGGGAAGAGCAGUGGCACAACAGCCUCGAGGUGCCCGAUUUGACGAUAAAAGGCUAGCCUCCAAGGAUGAGUCUGAGAGCGAGGCGGGGAGUGAGAGCCCAUCGGACGACGAAUCAGAUGCCAUGGAGGUUGAUUCUAAUGAGGAGGAUGAGGAGGAGACUCAAUCUGCCCAGCCUUACCUGAGCCUGAUGCGGAGUCUCGUGGAGAGCGCGCCGAAAGCGAAGCGGCGGAAGCUGGAUCACGCUUCGGCGGAGAGGCAGGGGCCGGAGUCCACAAAGCCAGAGGCGGCACCAGAAGCUACUGAUGGCGAAGAGGAUGGCGAUGAAGAUGGCGAGGAGCGGGAUGUCGAUUUUGUCGAAGAGCCAGAAGAGGACCCGACGAACGCGGCGCCAGAAGACUUAUUUGACGAGGACGACGACCUGGAUGUCUCCGACCCGUUUGAGGUGCACUUUGCGGACCCCAAAGAAGAGGUACUGCGGCCACGACUCGAAGCGAUCCAGGGGAAUAAGUGGCGCAUGGAACGGAUAGCAGCCAACUCGACAAGGGUCUUCUUCAACACUCCAGAUGCUGGGGAUGCGGCGGCCAAGCCGCUCCCGGCACCAAUAUCGGGCAUUUCGGACCUCAAACUCAAGAAGAGAUUGCAAGAGGCCAUGGCUCCCAAACAUGCCAAGUUUGACCAGGUUGAGCAAACAAUAGCGCCGCUGCUCUUCAACUACCAGGACAUGCUCUAUUGCAACAGGACUGUUGCGGGGUCGCAGGGCAUCAGGCGGAUGGCCUCUCUCCAUGCCCUCAACCACGUCUUCAAGGCUGAUGGCAACGAGGAUCUGGAGUUGAGAGACCAAGGCUUCACGCGACCUAAGGUGCUGAUGCUCCUUCCGACCAGGCAGUCGUGCGUCAAGAUGGUCGAUAUGAUCGUCUCCAUCUGUGAGCCAGACCAGCAGGAAAACCGGAAGCGAUUUGAAGACGGCUACAUCGAUAAGCAAUCAAAGUUUUCCGACGACAAGCCCGACGAUUUCAAGGAUCUCUUUUCGGGAAGCGACGACGACAUGUUCCGACUGGGUAUGAAAUUCACCCGGAAGACAAUCAAGUACUUUUCGCAGUUCUACAACUCGGACAUCAUCUUCGCCAGCCCGCUCGGUCUCCGCAUGGCCAUCGGCUCCGAGGAGGAGAAGAAACUCGACUUCGACUUCCUCAGCUCCAUCGAGCUUGUCAUUGUCGAUCAAGCCGACGCCCUACUUAUGCAAAACUGGGAGCACGUCGAGUUCAUCUUCGAGCACCUCAACGUCCAACCCAAGGACGCGCACGGGUGCGACUUCAGCCGGGUGCGUAGCUGGUACCUAGACGACCAGGCCAAGCACUUCCGGCAGACGGUCAUCUUCAGCGCUUUCAACACACCCGAGCUAGUCGAGCUGCUGCGGACACACUGCCACAACUGGGCGGGCAAGGCGCGGCUCCAGCAGGAGUCGGCGGGAACAAUCCAGCACCUGCCGGUCAAGGCGCGGCAGACGUUCAGCCGGUUUGAGGCCGGGUCGAUCGCGGCGGACCCGGACGCGCGGUUCGCCUACUUCACCAAGGCCAUCGUGCCGAUGCUAGCGCGGCACCGGGGGCGGGACGCGGCGGGCACGCUCGUCUUCAUUCCGUCGUACCUCGACUUCGUGCGCGUGCGCAACUACUUUGCCAACAACCCGGCCGUUGAGAACGUCUCGUUCGGCACCAUCUCCGAGUACGCCGACGUGCCCGAGGCCUCGCGCGCGCGGUCGCACUUCCUCAACGGCCGUCACAAAGUCCUGCUGUACACGGAGCGGGCGCACCACUUUAGGCGGUACCAGAUCAAGGGGGUCAAGCGCGUGGUCAUGUACGCGCUGCCGGACAACCCGCUGUUCUACCAGGAGAUCGCGGGCGGGUAUCUGCAGAAGAGCGAGCAGUCCCUGCUUGUGGAGCACGGACAGGGGGUGGUGAGGGUCAUGUUUUCCAAAUAUGAUGUGAUGAAGCUAGAGCGGAUUGUCGGGACGUCCAGGGUGGGCAAGAUGAUCCACGACCAGGGAGAUACCUUUGAUUUCGUGUAG
Chaetomium globosum CBS 148.51 is the source of this 2172-nucleotide messenger RNA. RefSeq lists its product as uncharacterized. The transcript is spliced from 3 exons. The record is from RefSeq and is a predicted model, not a curated record. Bases 1 to 2172 code for a protein of 723 amino acids. Gene Ontology annotation, cellular component: nucleolus; small-subunit processome. Gene Ontology annotation, biological process: maturation of SSU-rRNA from tricistronic rRNA transcript (SSU-rRNA, 5.8S rRNA, LSU-rRNA). NCBI's taxonomy places the organism in Eukaryota, Fungi, Ascomycota, Sordariomycetes, Sordariales, Chaetomiaceae. Gene Ontology annotation, molecular function: rRNA binding; U3 snoRNA binding.